This is a messenger RNA of Suricata suricatta (meerkat), 1584 nucleotides long. RefSeq names its product thrombopoietin (gene THPO). Gene Ontology annotation, cellular component: extracellular region. Gene Ontology annotation, biological process: cell population proliferation; positive regulation of hematopoietic stem cell proliferation; positive regulation of ERK1 and ERK2 cascade. The record is from RefSeq and is a predicted model, not a curated record. Bases 288 to 1349 code for a protein of 353 amino acids. NCBI's taxonomy places the organism in Eukaryota, Metazoa, Chordata, Mammalia, Carnivora, Herpestidae. The transcript has 7 exons. Gene Ontology annotation, molecular function: cytokine activity; hormone activity.
ACAGCGCUCCCCCACCCCGCAAAGGCCCCGGCCACGGCCGUUUGGUCCACUCACCGCCUCACAGGCGCACAGCACGCAGCGCAUCACCCCAAAGGGCUCCCCCAGAGCGCUGCCUGCUGUGCACCUGGGUCCUGGAGCCCUUCUCCACCUGGAUAGAUUCCAGACCCUCCUCCUCAGCCCACCUGUGCCCCACAGUGCAAGAAGCACAAGAGCCCAAGCCGCCUCCAUGGCCCCAGGAAGGAUUCAGGGGAGAGGCCCCAACCAGGGAGCCACUCCAACCAGACAGCAUGGCCAGAAUGGAGCUGACUGAACUGCUCCUCGUGGUCAUGCUUCUCCUAACUGCAAGACUGGAUCUGUGCCUCCCGGCUCCUCCAGCCUGUGACCCCCGUCUUCUAAAUAAACUGCUUCGUGACUCCCAUGUGCUCCACAGCAGAUUGAGUCAGUGCCCAGACGUUAACCCUUUGUCCACACCUGUCCUGCUGCCUGCUGUGGACUUUAGCCUGGGAGAAUGGAAAACCCAGAAGGAGCAGACCAAGGCACAGGACGUCCUGGGAGCCACAACCCUUCUGCUGGAGGGAGUAAUGGCAGCACGGAGACAACUGGGACCCACCUGUCUCUCAUCCCUCCUGGGACAGCUUUCUGGACAGGUCCGCCUCCUCCUUGGGGCCCUGCAGGGCCUCCUAGGAACCCAGCUUCCUCCACAGGGCAGGACCACAGCUCACAAGGAUCCCAAUGCCAUAUUCCUGAGCUUCCAACAACUGCUCCGAGGAAAGGUGCGCUUCCUGCUGAUUGUAGUCGGGCCCACUCUCUGUGCCAAGCAGGCCCUGCCCACUACAGCUGGCCCAAGCAAUACCUCUCUAUUCCUCACACUGCACAAGCUCCCAAACAGGACUUCUGGAUUUUGGGAGACAAACUCCAGUGGCUCAGCCAGAACUACUGGCUUUGGACUCCUGAAGAAGCUGCAGGGAUUCAGAGCCAAGAUUCCUGGUCUGCUGAACCAAACCUCCAGGUCCCUAGACCAAAUCCCUGGACACCUGAACAGGACACGUGGACCCUUGAUUGGAACUCAUGGGCUCUUUCCUGGACCCUCACCCAGGGCUUUAGGAGUCCCAGACUUCCCUCCAGGAACUUCAGGCUCCCUGCCACCCGACCUCUCGCCUGGGUAUUCUCCUUCCCCAACCCAUCCUCCUACUGGGCAAUACACACUCUUCUCUUUUUCACUCACCUCCCCCACUCCCCCGGUCCUGCUCCCACCUCCACUUCCUGACCCCUCUGUCACACCCAACUCUACCAGUCCUCUUCUAAUUGCACCCCACCCUCACUUCCAGAAUCUGUCUCCGGAGGAGUAAGGUACUCAGGCCCUGCCAGCUUCUGCACUGUCUCCCAUGUAAAGUUCCCUUACCAGGAGGGGAGGCCCUGAAAGUCAAGUUAUACCAGAUUUCCUGCUUGCAUCUGAAACCCAAGCCCUGCUAAAGGGGGACACGCAGGACACAAAAGGGGAUCAUUUUUCACUGUAUAAUGUAAAAUUUGAGAAGCUAUUUUUUUAAGCUAUCAAUAAUAUUCAUUAGAGCAUCUAGUUACCUU